CCCUCAUCACACCUCAGUCCCUCACCAUAGACAAGAAACCACUCUAGCAUGGCCUCUGGCCACCAAAGGAUCCCAGUCUGGCUGGAUUGCGACCCAGGACACGAUGAUGCCUGCGCCAUAUUGCUCACAGUCUAUCAUCCAUCCUUGGAUCUGCUGGGUAUCAGCACCACUCACGGCAAUGCUCCGCUCUCCAAGACAACGCUCAACGCUUUAAGUGUCUUGGAAGCCAUUGGACAUCCUCAGACACCAGUGGUUCCAGGCGCUCACAAUCCAUAUUGUCGAAGUGUGCAUCCUGCCACGGACAUCCACGGCGAGUCAGGGCUUGCGGGCACAGAUUUGUUGCCCAACCCGCAGCGGAAAGCUUUGACUCAUUGUAUUGCCAUCAAUGAAAUCUAUGAAGCAUUGAUUUCGACACCAGCGGGAACAGCAUGGCUUGUCGCCACUGGACCGCUUACCAACACAGCGCUACUAUUUGCCGUCUACCCUUCUCUCGCGACACACAUUGCCGGCAUCAGCAUCAUGGGCGGAGCCAUUGGCAACGACUUUACCCACGUCACCAUGGGACCACCCUAUCUUGAUGCACAAGGCCAGACUCACGAACGGAUUGGCAACGUCACCCCAUUCGCCGAGUUCAACAUUUGGGCGGAUCCUGAAUCUGCACGCAGCGUCCUCACCAACCCCGUCCUCGCUGCCAAAACCACACUGAUCCCACUCGAUCUGACUCAUCAAGCCUAUGCCACGGCAGAGAUUCAAGACAUGCUCCUCAACGGCGUCAAUGGCCCAACCAGACUACGAACCAUGUUUAACGAGCUCCUCAUGUUCUUUGCCCAUACCUACGCCGAGGUUUUUGGGCUAGUUGAGGGCCCCCCCUUGCAUGAUCCGCUCGCUGUAGCGGUCCUGUUAGCCGAUCAUGUGGACUCGAAUGCUCAAAUAGCAUUUUAUGAUAACGACGGCGAGAGGUGGGAUGUGGAUGUCAUCCUCGAAGGCGAGCAAGUUGGGAGGACCACCGCCAUAAAGGCCAAAACCGGUAAAGGGGUAAGAAUUCCACGAGCGUUGGACUGUGGCAAAUUUUGGUCAACCCUCGAAUCAUGCAUGGCUAAAGCUGACGAGGCUACGAAUUUUGUGAAAUGAUUGGCAUAGACCACACCUACUGAUUACUAGGCAUAGACCCGUAAAUCAAGAAGAG
This is a messenger RNA of Exophiala mesophila, 1186 nucleotides long. RefSeq lists its product as uncharacterized. Gene Ontology annotation, cellular component: cytosol. Gene Ontology annotation, molecular function: purine nucleosidase activity. The record is from RefSeq and is a predicted model, not a curated record. The transcript has 3 exons. Bases 49 to 1131 code for a protein of 360 amino acids. NCBI's taxonomy places the organism in Eukaryota, Fungi, Ascomycota, Eurotiomycetes, Chaetothyriales, Herpotrichiellaceae. Gene Ontology annotation, biological process: purine nucleoside catabolic process.